This is a messenger RNA of Prunus persica (peach), 4966 nucleotides long. Its product is annotated as glycine-rich cell wall structural protein 2-like. Bases 2194 to 2646 code for a protein of 150 amino acids. NCBI's taxonomy places the organism in Eukaryota, Viridiplantae, Streptophyta, Magnoliopsida, Rosales, Rosaceae. The record is from RefSeq and is a predicted model, not a curated record. The transcript is spliced from 2 exons.
GAAAUCCCUUCUUCUAUUGUUUAAACUAUUAUUUAUACUAAAAAAAACAAAAAGAAAAGGCUUAAUUAUCAUAAUUCAGGCCCCGUGAUUUGAUUUUGUCUAUUUAGCUUAAAAAAUAUAUUUUAAAAGCUAACAUCUUUGUUUUAUCAUAAUUUAGGGCACUAUGUCCACCAAUGAGAAAUUAUACAAUGAUACCGUACCACCACGUCAGCUGGUAAUACUUUCAUUCAAAAUAUACCACGUAUUACUAUUAUUUUUAAAUAAUUAAAUCUUUUUUAUACAGCCGGACGUUAAAUAUGUUUUUAUCUUUAAAAUAAAAUUGGGAAAAUAAGAAUAUCCAAAAGACAGAAGAACCACCACCCACCCCGACCCUGGCUCCCUUGACGUACGCGCCCUCCCUAUCAUUUUCUUCCUCCGUCCAUCUCUCUAUUCCAUAAACAACAACCAUAUCUCUAUUUCAUUGGAUCGACGUGUAGAGAGCAUCAUAACGCCUUUUUUCUUUUGGUUGAUUUUUCUCCACAAUAUUACCAAAGGGAUUAGGAUUCUCCUUCUCCUCCUCCUCCAUCGCUCACUUUCUAAUACAUAUUAAGACAAAAAACACCAACCCAGUUUACAGUUUACUUUUUUUUUUCUCUUGAGCUAUGCUUGAAAAUGAAAACUCAAGUUGAAGAUUUAGAAUUUUUUUCGAACUAGGUUUAAGUGAUGGAUACUCCUGACAUACUUAGAAUAUAUGAUAUUGGUUUUGUUUUCUGCUCCCAUGAUUUAAGAGAUCUUGCAGAUUUUUAUGGAGAGAGAGAGAGAGAGAGAGAGAGAGAGAGAGAGAGGGAGGGGGCGGCAAGCAGUGGGAGUGGGGAAAUUGGGUUGGGUUGGGGUGGGAGGGAGGUGGUUAUGGCGUCUUUGGUUUUUUGUCUUUCUAAAAAUUUAUUCUAAAUGUAAAUAAUUAUUUUUAAAUACAGCUUGUAAAAAAAUCAGAUUUAUUUAUAAAAAAUUGACAUAUAACGUAUUUUUAGUGGAAAUAUCAUCAAUGUCAUACAGUAUUAUUCUAUAAUUUAGAAGCCCGUAUUAGAAACCCAAACUGUCAAGGAGAUGUCAAAUUUAAUGUGGAGGCCAAGUCAGCUUGAGGUGGUUUUUGUAGUUUUUUACAAGCUGACUUCUCCUACGCGUUGGAUUUGACAUCUAACUAUAGUUUCCCAACCGGUAGGGCCCAUGAAAUAGAGGGUUGGUCAGUUUGCAUUUUAACGGGGUUUAGGAAUUUAAUACCUCACUUUCAACGCAAUACGACCCUCAGAGUCAGAACUGUCGGCCAUCACUCAUAUCCUAUUUUUUAUCACAAAAAUUCAGCAAUCCUCCUCCGUGAAUUAUGUUUCCCGCGGUGUUCUACAUUAUUCAGAUUGGAUUCCUUUUAAUCUACUCUGCUAAUCUAUUCUUUCUUUCUCUCUCUAUUGUCUAUUUCUGCACUCAACACCAUCAAACUCAGCUAAAUUCCAAAUAACAGAAAAUAUUAAAAAUUCAAUGUUAAAUAUGAGCAAAAAUUCAAGGAGUAUACCUAAACUUUUCCCUUUUUUUUUUUUUUCUAGAAAGAAACUAAUUGAAUCUCAUUGUUUAUUUUUUAUUGCCAAGUUAUUAUUUUAACAACAGUAUCUAAUUCUAUCAUAUCUUAAUCUCCGGCCCAUUUUCUCUCUCUGUCCUUAGCCUUCUACCCCUUCUUUCCUGGUUAUUGAACAUGAAAUCCCAAGCCUUUGUUCCGUUGGUUGGUUUUGGGAACUCUAGGAAAGAAAUUGAAUGGCUAAGAGCCCAUUGCAAACUAAGCCCAAUAAAUGUGCAAGCGAAGGUGAUGCAGCAACUUUGCACCCUUGUGGUCAUGCAAAUCGCCCUCAACACCAGACUCACUGGCACGAUUCAUGUAAUCACACCAACCUUGCAAGCUACCUUCCCCGCCAAUCUGCUGCGCACCUCUUAGAAACCCAUACCCUAUGAAACAAGAACAACCUUAUAAAUCUAAGGACCCCCGCUACAGAACCCCUGCCUCUCAUUUUUGUGCCACGAUUUUAAGCUAGGCUCUCUCUCUCUCUCUCUCUCUCUCUCUCUCUCUCUCUCAGCCACAGUGAUCUUCAAAGUCCCUUCAGAACUGGUAAAGAGGAAAACUAAAAGACGUCACAGAACAUAGUAAAGUUGCAAUCUGAAGGAGAAGUCAUGGCAAGGAGUAAUGUAGUUUCAUGGAGUCUCAUUGCUAUGGGGCUUUUCAGUUAUGUAUCUGUUCAAGCCACCAGAGAAGGGAGGUCUCUGAUAGAUCUCAGAGACAAGAGACUUGAUUUGGACAAUGGGUUAAAGAAUUGGCACGGUGAAGAGGCAACUUAUCAAGGGCUGACAGCUGAUGGUUACGGGGCAGGGCCUGGUUAUGGUUUUGGUGGUGGUGGGAGUGGUACAGGCAAUGGUGGCGGUAAAGGUGGAGGCUAUGGUGAUGGCAGUGGUGGCUUUGGAAGUGGUGUUGGGCAUGGUGGUAAUGGUGGCAAUGGUGGCGGAUUUGGUAAUGGUGUUGGAGGAGGUGGUGGGUUUGGUGGAGGCUCGGGCACAGGCCCAGGUUAUGGUGGUGGUGGGGUAGGUGGGGGUGGUGGAGGAUAUGGUCACGAUGAGAGGAUGAAUUAGGUCCAUGAAAAUCUUCACUGAUUUUACUAAAAUCAGAUAACUCUUUUCCAGCAAUGCCUUAGAGGACAAGAAAGAAAAAAAAAACAAAUAAAACCUCUCUACUUCUGUUCUGUAGCUCUUUAAUUUUCCAUGCUGUAACUCUGUUAUGAAAUAAAUCAAAGUAUUUGCCCUUUGCAUCAGUAGUAUUGAAGUUACUUCUUCUGAUACACUUAGCUUGGUACAGGUGUGCUGUUUAUCUUAAGCACAGAGAUAGGACAGAACGACAAAUAUUCUAUACAUGCCACCAAUUGUGUGCCCAACAAUAACUAUGACAACUCCUAUGACAAUAACUACGACAACUCCUAUGACAACUCAUGUAAUGCCAGGGUCAAUGAGAAAAUUCAACGAUUAGAAACCUAAUAUAUUAAGGAAAAAUUGCAGAGAAAAUACAACCAAAAAACAUUGUAAAACUAUAUGUGAAUAAUUUAACUUUAACAACAACCAAAUGACAUUGCCAAGAAACAAAAGAUAAAUCACAUCUAUCUAUGCACGCAUACAUGCACAACAGACAUAAGAGGGAAAGAAAUAACAGAGAUUUUGUGAAGAAGAGGGGUAUCCUUCGAAGCCAACUGAUUUUCCUUUACCCAGGAAAAGGUUUUUCUUUCAUUCAUGUACAAAUUUCAGAACAGCAUUACCAUUUAGUUGUAUAAGACACACUGUUGUUCUGAUCUCCUAAGAACAUAACCUCUGAUUUUGUUCUGUCUUUUUGUUUCUUUUCUGAAUAAAAUUGACUUAUUCUUCUUCUCUUUUUUUUUUUCUCUUUUUUGGAAGAUUUAAUCAAACCCAGGAUAAUAGCACCUGAGGUUAGAAAGGUCAAGAUAUAGACCAACGAUGUCAUCAAGUGGCCUGAAAUUUUUACACUAAACCAAGUUAUAUGCGAUCUGUCAAGGGUGGACGUAGGGUGGAGACUGAAGACUCUUUCAAUGUAAUGCUAAGUAACUAAAGCUCAGAUGUUGCAUUCUAUACUUUUCAUAUGCUAAAAAAAACAUUGAUGUGGAGAGGCAUGAUUUAUGAAAACCUAGGGAGAAUACAAGAUAAGAAAAUCAAGACAAGGGAUAAGUCAUAAAGAUAACUAAAAGCAAUGAGCAGGACCAUUUUAAAGCAUAUGGCAAACUGUAAACUAGUUGGAAUUGUAACAAUCCAAUCCCAUGAAACAUUUGAAUCUAUCAUUUGCUGCAUUUGGUUACUUUUUCUCAUUCUAGUUCAACUGAUUAUCUAUCAAGAAGGUAAAACAGAACACAAAGUUUCUGAAAAACAUUGCAGAUCAUUAAAAUGUAUGUUGCUAAUGUGAUUAUAGCUUUUGUCAUGCACAUUGCCGACGUAUACAAGAAGAAGCAACAACGACAUUAAUAGGCCCUCUGUUUCUAAUCUAACUUUACAUGAAACCUCAUAUUUCUCUGUAAUAUCUUAUCUCUAACAACAAUUGUUCCCAUAGUUCAAUUUACACCUUUUGGGCAAACUAAUAAUUCCCAUAGUUCAAGUAUAAUGCAAUUGAUUUAUGCCUGACAUUUUACUCUUGUUUUUCUCAAUCCCCAAUCUAGCAAUUUACAUUUAUAUUUUCAUGGUAAGGUGUAAGAUAUCUAGGUUCAAAUUACCAUUUUCUGAUUUCACCAUUUUGUAUCUCCACCAUAUUAGAAUUGAGACACCAGUAAAGCAAGCAUAAAGAUAUGCAUAGCUACACAAACUAAUUAUAUCAACAGAGAAAAAUAACAGGAAGUCUAGUACCACUUGGCACAAAUCUGAAGAAGAGUUGAGAGCCGUAGGCUGAGGUUCAAAUGCCCCCUUCGAAAUUCAAUAUAGCUCCACCUGCACACCGCGACCGCCAAUAUUUGCCAAGCGAUCAUCGUCCUUCAAAUUUCACAGCAGCAGUAAAAUCAUCAUCCAACUCACUCUUCUCAAUCCCUUCCCAAUCAUCCUCAUCACUAUAAUUGUUGAAUUUAACCUCACUGGCCACGUGUGCCUCAGCCCUAACUUCCUCAGGUUGUGCAGAAACGACAUCGUUUGUUGCUGAUUCAGCGCCAAUUUCUUCAACUCCUCUCUUCUCCGAGCUUUGCUGAGCCUCGUGGCCACGUUCACGAUCAAAGUCGGUAGCUUUCAGUUUAAUCUCAUUCGCUUCGCUCUUUCCCUUUGCUUCAUCGAAAGCCACAGCACUAAGCUCCUCAGAUUGUGCAGUAACGACGUCGUUCGUUGCUGAUUCCGCCCCAAUUUCUUCAACUUCUCUGUUCUCCAAGUUUUGAUGAUCGAAGUCUCUCGCUUUCUCAACCGACACCUUCUCCUCGCC